This is a messenger RNA of Heterocephalus glaber (naked mole-rat), 593 nucleotides long. RefSeq names its product S100 calcium binding protein A13 (gene S100a13). Gene Ontology annotation, cellular component: perinuclear region of cytoplasm. NCBI's taxonomy places the organism in Eukaryota, Metazoa, Chordata, Mammalia, Rodentia, Bathyergidae. The record is from RefSeq and is a predicted model, not a curated record. Gene Ontology annotation, molecular function: calcium ion binding; calcium-dependent protein binding.
GUGCAGUGCUGGGAGCCACAAGCCUCCGGGUGGACCGGAGCUGCGACUCCUCCUAAUCAGCUGGAAACUUGAUAGCCCGGGGCGGGGAGUGGCUUUCUCCUUCCUGCUGCCGCUGCCUGAGGCUCCGGAGGCGCAGCGCUUAUAAGCCUCAGCCUAGAGGUUGCUGCUCUCCGCCCCAUCUCCUCGCCUUGGUCAGCCCCGUGAGGACAGCAGCUCCAGCCCAGGACCCUAAUGGCAGCUGAGCCCCUGACUGAACUGGAGGCUGCCAUCGAGACAGUGGUCACCACUUUCUUCACCUUUGCAGGGCAGGAAGGCAGCAAGGGCAGCCUGAGCAUCAGUGAGUUCCGGGAGCUGGUAACUCAGCAGUUGCCUCACCUGCUCAAGGAUGUGGGCCCCCUGGAUGAGAAGAUGAAGGGCCUGGACGAGAAUCAGGACUCGGAGCUCAAGUUCAAUGAGUACUGGCGGCUGAUUGGAGAGCUGGCCAGGGAAGUCAGGAAGGAGAAGCUGCUGGGGACCCAGAAGAAGUGAAGCCUGCUGGCUGGGCAGGGCCGGGCCAGCCCCCAGCCCCCAAUAAAGCUCCUCCUUGCAACAAG